Messenger RNA from Camellia sinensis, 1982 nucleotides. RefSeq lists its product as uncharacterized. Gene Ontology annotation, biological process: RNA processing. Gene Ontology annotation, molecular function: nucleotidyltransferase activity; RNA binding. Lineage: Eukaryota; Viridiplantae; Streptophyta; Magnoliopsida; Ericales; Theaceae. The record is from RefSeq and is a predicted model, not a curated record.
GGUUGGAAAUUUUCUUUUCCCAGCCCUUCUUUUCUUUUCUCACCAAAAACUAUCAAUCCAAACAGAGUGUAAACAAUCUAGGGUUUUUCUUUGCCAAAACCCCUGGAUUCUCAUGGGAUUUUGAAGAACCGACUCUUCCAUGGCCAUUUCCACAGGUUUGGGAUUCGCUUACCGACCCCAUUUUCAUCUCAUCCGCCCUUCUCUUCUCCAUUUCGUCCGAAAGGUUCGAUUCAGCUCUGUUGCAGCAUUUGAAACAGUUGAUGAACCAGAGAGUCUCAUCAAAGACAAUAACAAUCACGAUUCGGUUACUUCCAGUGGAAGAGUAGUUGAAAGCGGUUUUAAUGCGUCGGAAUGGAAGAGAUUGAGUUCGAAAGAACUUGGAAUCAGUAAUUCUAUGAUUGCAAAACCUACUAGAAUUGUUCUGAAUGGGCUUAAAAGAAAAGGAUUUGAAGUUUACCUUGUGGGAGGUUGUGUACGUGAUCUUAUUUUGAAGCGAACACCAAAGGACUUUGACAUAAUAACUUCAGCUGAACUUAAGGAGGUGAUGAGAACAUUUUCACGAUGUGAAAUAGUUGGACGACGGUUUCCGAUCUGCCAUGUCCACAUUGAGGAUAAAAUUGUUGAGGUAUCAAGUUUUAGCACCUCUGCCCCAAAGUUUGGUAGGGAGUCAAGUUCUGAUUUUGAAAGUCCUAUUGGCUGUGAUGAGAAGGAUUAUAUCCGCUGGAGGAAUUGCUUGCAGCGGGACUUCACAAUAAACGGUUUGAUGCUUGAUCCGUAUGCAAAUUUAGUCUAUGACUACAUGGGAGGACUGGAAGAUAUUAAAAAAGCUAAAGUGCGAACUACAAUUCGUGCAAGUCAUUCAUUUCUAGAGGAUUGUGCUCGAAUACUACGUGCAAUUAGAAUUGCUGCUCGUUUAGGGUUCCGCUUUACAAGGGAGACAGCUCACAGUAUAAAAAAUUUAUCCUGUUCAGUUCUAAGACUUGAUAAGGGAAGAAUUCUCAUGGAAAUGAAUUACAUGCUAGCAUAUGGUUCUGCAGAAGCUUCGUUGAGGUUAUUAUGGAAAUUCGGUCUUCUUGAGAUACUUCUACCAAUUCAAGCAGCGUAUUUUGUUCAACAAGGUUUUAGGAGACGGGACAAGAGAUCUAACAUGCUUUUGUCUUUGUUCUCUAACAUGGACAAACUUUUGGCACCCGACAGACCCUGUCACAGUAGCUUGUGGGUUGGGAUGUUAGCAUUUCAUAAAGCACUCUCAGACCAACCUAGAGAUCCUCUGGUGGUUGCUGCAUUUAGCCUUGCUGUUCACAACGGUGGAGAUAUGUUGGAAGUUUCAAACAUAGCAAUGAGGAUCUCUAUACCACAUGACAUGAGCUUUCAUGAGUUGUUGCAACCUCAGAAUCUCGAUGUUGAGUCGUUGAAAGAUGAGGUUGUGGAUCUCGCAGCGUCAGUUAAAUGUGUACUGACUAAAAUGACCGAUGAGUAUUUUGUCUCACAGGCAAUGUCCAUGUACCACAAAGCACCGUACUCGGAUCUGGUAUUUAUCCCAUUAGGAUUGUAUUUGAGAACGUGCAGGAUUUUUGAGUGUGCGAGGGAGGAGGGUAAGGAAAAGGGGUUUGUAUCGAAACAAGGUAGCAAGAUUGAUUAUGAGUUGUUAGCCUUAGGUAGCUUGCAGGAAGUUCGGCAUGUGUUUGCAAGGAUUGUUUUUGAUACGGUGUACCCUAUAAACCCUAGUCGAGAUCAGAAUCAGAGAUAAGUAGUUUUGCAAGGAUUGUUUUUGAUACGGGGUACCCUAUAAACCCUAGUCGAGAUCAGAAUCAGAGAUAAGUAGUUGCAUGUAAAUUACAGGGGGGAAAUAAAAUAGAAGUCUCAUACCAAAUAUAGAAUCAAAUUAUGAGAAAAAACACAUUCUUUUGUUCUUGAGUUAGACUAGAACUUGUAGUUGCCUCUUGUUGAAAGUGAAAUAGAAAAUGGCAUGUUUAAAGGUA